This is a messenger RNA of Blumeria graminis f. sp. triticale, 894 nucleotides long. Lineage: Eukaryota; Fungi; Ascomycota; Leotiomycetes; Helotiales; Erysiphaceae. The record is from the annotation of a GenBank genome assembly.
AUGUGGAUUAAAUUCUGCAUCUCCCUUUUCAUAACAGGAUUAAUUCAUCAAGUCAAAUGUAUAGAUACACCAUACUCGGAUAUGUACCUUCCAGAUGGAACCAAUGGCUUUUUAUGUGAAACUGAAUUUUUAUCUAUCGAGUAUGCAAGGCAAGAAAAAUAUGAAGCGAUGGAAUCAUUUUUCUAUGAAAGACGUUUCCAAACAUUCCCGAAAUUAUUCGAAGAUACACAUCUAUUUAAUGUGAAAACAGACAUUCUUCUCUCAUGGCCUGUUAAGCCCAGUGGGAAAAUUUAUAUCAAGGAUCCAGGUAAAUUCCGCAUCAUCAUCAAUAUCAGGGGUCAAAUUAUGGGUAUGGUAGUUAUAGUCCACGAUGAUGACAAGAACAAAGUCAGUUUCGAGAAAUGUAAACCAGUACGCAGUUCAGUUGCUGAGGAAGACUUCACGAGUAGUCUUUUGGAUGAAUAUUGGAGUCUAGCUUAUCCCACAAACGGGUUUCGCUGUGGCUCAAAAUAUUUUCCACUUUCCAUAGUUAAGAGUGGAAAUGAUCCAAACUCAGAUUAUUAUUUCAAAAAUGCACUGGCCGCCAAAUCUCGGAGAGCCUACUUUGGGAAAUAUAGUGGCGAUCAAUUCAUCGGAAGUGAUCUUCGUACUUAUCCCCUGCAUCAUAGUUCAACGAGCGAACAAAUUUGUGGCCCACAUGGUCGAUUUCGUGCUGUUUUUGACAUGACGAAUCGUGAAUUCAAGGGGAUAAUCGACGUAAAAGCUAAGGAUGUGAAAUGUGUCUGUUUGGGAUCUACCAUCGGCUUCACCCGAUACAAUUUACAGCCCAUCUUCUAUCUUAAACAUGGAGAGAACACCAAAUAUGUAUUGGCCCAAGACUUGCGUUGGACAUAG